Microcebus murinus (gray mouse lemur) is the source of this 4562-nucleotide messenger RNA. NCBI's taxonomy places the organism in Eukaryota, Metazoa, Chordata, Mammalia, Primates, Cheirogaleidae. The record is from RefSeq and is a predicted model, not a curated record.
UUGAACUCUUGGCCUCAAGUGAUCCUUUCACUUCCGCCUCCCAAAAUGCUAGGAUUAUAGGCAUGAGCUACCAUGGCCAGAUAGAGCCUUUCUAUAUGAUUUCUGUCUGCUAUAGGCAGAAAUCUUUUGGUUGAAAGUGACAACAAACCUAGUUAAGAAAAAAGAGGGGCCUUUAUUGGCUCAGCAGCUGAAAGUGCAGGGAUCUUGCUCUCCUUUGUGUUAGCUUCAUUCUUGGGCAGGCCUCUGUGAAAGGGGCCCUUGGUCUCCCUGGUCAUACAGAAGCCCACAACUGGUGUGGAAGAGAAUGGGGAUGAGAAAGGCUAAUUGAUCAGGGCUGCUUAUCUUUCCACACUUCAAGACCAUCAAGGUUACCUUCUUUUCAGGCAAAUUCUAGAUCUCUUCAGCUUAGACCCACUAUGGGAGGGCAGGAAGCUUGGCCUUUUAGGGACUUCAUGGAGGUAGAAAAGGGCACAAGUGAGGGGACUCUGUUCCAAGACUCAAAAACUAUUUGCUUUCUUAAAAUAGCAAACCCAGAGCCCUCUGUCUUUUUCUCUAAGGAGCUAAAAUGCAUUUUCUCUGCUGCAUCCUCAGCUUUCCAGGGGAGCAGGAUCAUUUGGUUUGGUAAGAGAAAAAAGGAGGGCGGGAACCCGGGAAACUCCUCCCGUCUCCCGCCCCCGCAUCCUGGCCUCUGGCCCUGUGUGCAAAGCAGGCCCUGACCUACUUGUCUUACUCCUGCUGCUUCUUCCCGCUCGGCCUCCUGCCCCUUCUCGGACCCCUUCAGAUCCUGCCCAACUCCACGGCUUGGGAACUCCUCCACCGUCCCGUAGAAGGACAGCACUUCUUCCACCUCCCACACAUCCUAGCUAGGCAGGACCAGUCAAAGAGUAUCCCACUCAGGGACCCCCUUUUUUUCCCCUGGGAAUCAGCGUUUCCGCCUCCGGGGCGGAGACUCCUCCCCUCAUCGUCCCAAUUGUAUUCCUUGGAAGAGCAGCCGGAAAAGCCUCCGCCUGCUCAAAGCAGGGUAAGCGAGAAGCUGGUUCUCCCCGCUCCUUGAGCCGCAGGAACCGCCCGGCGGUCCGCACCACUUGGGCCCCGCUCCCGGCAGGCGCGGACGGCGCGGGCGCGGCUUCAGCACCAGGGACAGCGCCCCGCCCGCGGCCCUCCCGCCAGCGGCGCGCUCCGGCCGGUGUAGGCAAGGCAGCAAGCUAUGCCCGCGGCAUGGCCCGGCGCUCCAGCCCCAUGGCGCUGCUCCUUAGCUUCGUCUUCCUCGGGCUGUGCUCAGGGGUGUGGGGUACAGAUACAGAGGAGCGGCUGGUGGAGCAUCUUCUGGAUCCUUCCCGCUACAAUAAGCUUAUCCGCCCAGCCACCAAUGGCUCUGAGCUGGUGACAGUACAACUUAUGGUAUCACUGGCCCAGCUCAUCAGUGUGCAUGAGCGGGAGCAGAUCAUGACUACCAAUGUCUGGCUGACCCAGGAGUGGGAGGAUUAUCGCCUCACUUGGAAGCCUGAGGAGUUCGACAAUAUGAAGAAAGUUCGGCUCCCUUCCAAACACAUCUGGCUCCCAGAUGUGGUCCUGUACAACAAUGCUGAUGGCAUGUACGAGGUGUCCUUCUAUUCCAACGCCGUGGUCUCCUAUGAUGGCAGCAUCUUCUGGCUGCCCCCGGCCAUCUACAAGAGUGCGUGCAAGAUUGAAGUAAAGCACUUCCCGUUUGACCAGCAGAACUGCACCAUGAAGUUCCGCUCAUGGACGUACGACCGCACUGAGAUCGACCUGGUGCUCAAGAGUGAUGUGGCCAGCCUGGACGACUUCACGCCCAGUGGUGAGUGGGACAUUGUGGCGCUGCCUGGCCGGCGCAACGAGAACCCUGACGACUCCACGUACGUGGACAUCACGUAUGACUUCAUCAUUCGCCGCAAGCCGCUCUUCUACACCAUCAAUCUCAUCAUCCCCUGCGUGCUGAUCACCUCGCUGGCCAUCCUCGUCUUCUACCUGCCUUCCGACUGUGGUGAGAAGAUGACGCUGUGCAUCUCCGUGCUGCUGGCGCUCACGGUCUUCCUGCUGCUCAUCUCCAAGAUCGUGCCUCCCACCUCCCUUGAUGUGCCACUCGUCGGCAAGUAUCUCAUGUUCACCAUGGUACUUGUCACCUUCUCCAUCGUCACCAGCGUGUGCGUGCUCAACGUGCACCACCGCUCGCCCACCACACACACCAUGGCGCCCUGGGUGAAGGUCGUCUUCCUGGAGAAGCUGCCCACGCUGCUCUUCAUGCAGCAGCCGCGCCACCACUGCGCCCGCCAGCGCCUGCGCCUGCGGCGUCGCCAGCGUGAGCGUGAGGGUGCUGGCGCCUUCCUCUUCCGAGAAGCCCCCGGGGCCGACUCCUGCACGUGCUUUGUCAACCGUGCGUCGGUCCAGGGCUUGGCAGGGGCCUUCGGGGCCGAGCCUGCCCCUGCGGCUGGCCUGGGGCGCUCGGGGGGCCUGUGUAGCUGUGGCCUCCGGGAGGCGGUGGACGGCGUGCGCUUCAUUGCGGACCACAUGCGGAGCGAGGACGAAGACCAGAGCGAUGCGAAGGAGAAAGGUGGAGAAAGGGAGGUCAGAAUUCCCAGCCACAAAGGAAACCCACAAGCACAGACGCCUGAGAGGACACGUUGGGGUUUGGUGAGUGAGGACUGGAAGUACGUCGCCAUGGUGAUCGACCGCCUGUUCCUCUGGAUCUUUGUCUUUGUCUGUGUCUUUGGCACCAUCGGCAUGUUCCUGCAGCCUCUCUUCCAGAACUACACCACCAGCACCUUCCUCCACCCGGACCACUCGGCUCCCAGCUCCAAGUGAGGCCGUCCCCAUCUCCAUGCUCCUGCGCCCCUUGCCCUCUGUCGUACGGUAGUGUUGGGCGGAGGAUGGGCGAGCGUGCUGCUGUGAAGAGGGGCACUGCCCCUGCAGGUCCAUCCUUUCACUCCCUCCUCCCCACACCUCCACCACACACGGCCAGCACGGACCUGGAGGUUUUGGCUGCUCUCCUUCUCUUGCACCUGCCCAGGCAGUAGUGUUGACAGUAGGGGAUGAAGGCUGAGAAGUGGAGGACAGAGAUGUCAGAGCCUUCCACCCAGAGGAGAGUGACGGGGAUGGAGCCAAGCAGGGGACAGAACCAUCUGCUGCCUCCUAGUCAUGGGGGAAGGGGAGUACGGGAGGAGGGUGGGAGGACACAAUGGCAGCUGAGAAGGGAGGAGCCAGAGGGAGGCCUGGGCAUGACCUGACAUCUGCCCCUGCUUGAGUGGACAGCAGCUGGGCUGGGUGGGCCCCUGCCCAGAGGGCUCAGCCUGGCCCUGUGGACAGACUCCUGGGGAGGCUUUCCGCUCAACCCCACAGGCCGCUGCUUCUAAGGGAUCCAGAGCCCAGUCCCAGGUCCCCUUCUGCCUGAUGAAGAAUUCUCUGCACCUCCUAGACUUCCCUCUUCCUCCUGUGUCACUCGGGCUCAGGGUGUGGUGGGCAAGGCUGGGUGUUAGGGGAGCCUCUAAGUUCUGAGCCUUUGGGUAGCUGCUUGGAGUCUGAGGUCCAGACACUUGAACUGAGUGCGAAGUGCAAGUUCACAGGCUUUUGGAGGUGAAAAAACCUUUUACAGUCAUGCAGUCCAACAUGAGCCAUGUUCCAGAUGAAGAGACCCGGAAGGUGAGACAAGCCCGCAUGGGUCUCUGACCCUUCCUCCCUGCCCUGAGAUCCAUCUGUCCAGUGUCUUGUUUUUCCCCAUUUUGAACUGACUGGUUGCUUGAAGGAAGUAAACCUAGGCUGUUAGCUUUAAGCAGACCCAGCCUUUUGCCCACAGCAAAGCUGGGCAGGACAGGAGAGCCGGCCGUAGAGGCCAGCCAAGCAGGGGCGAAUGGCCAGAACUCUGCUACACCGCACUGCUCGAUUCGGUCCUUAUUUGUAGCUCCAUCUGGCUCUCACUCCCAACCACACCUGAUCGGGUCUGAAGCAGACCUUUGGAAGGACAGGUCUGCUGUUGCCAGUGACCACUGAGAAAGCACAGCUUCAGCUUCCCGUCCUGUGGGUCCCUAGAGGCUGUGUCCUGACACUGCUCCAGGGGCCGGCUAGAGGCCACCUGGCCUGUUAGCCCAGGAGACAGACCUCUGAAGGGAUCUCCUGCCCCGUCCCCUUCCCUGCCAUAUGACUGGCUCUGAUUUGUGGUCCCAGACUGUGCUCAGUGCUGAGCCAGCAAAUGGCAGGUCACAGAGGGGUCAGUCUGCCAAGUGCACCCAAGGGACCUGGCCCCACACAAGCUAUUCUGUUCCCUGGAGCCCAGCUGGGACUCCUGCUUCUCUAGGUGGAGUGGAGGUGGAAGGAGACAGCCCAGGCAGAGAGCACUGAGUAGGGAUCCCAAAGUUUGAGUUCUCGUCCCAGCUCUGCUACUGGCAGAGCCAUCUCAAGCAAGUCCCUUUGCCUGCCAGGCCUCAGCCUCCUUGUCUAUGAAAUGGGGAUAGUAAUGCUCUCUGCAUGGGUUUGCUGUGAGGAUGAAGCGAUGCUUGUGAAAAACUAGCACUGUACCUGGCACAGAAUAGAUGCUUCACGAAUGUUGA